This is a messenger RNA of Procambarus clarkii (red swamp crayfish), 1044 nucleotides long. The record is from RefSeq and is a predicted model, not a curated record. NCBI's taxonomy places the organism in Eukaryota, Metazoa, Arthropoda, Malacostraca, Decapoda, Cambaridae.
AUGCCAGGAAGGUCAAAGCCAGGCCAGGAAGGUCAAAGCCAAACCAGGAAGGUCAAAGCCAAGCCAGGAAGGUCAAAGCCAAGCCAGGAAGGUCAAAGCCAAGCCAGGAAGGUCAAAGCCAGGCCAGGAAGGUCAAAGCCAGGCCAGGAAGGUCAAAGCCAAGCCAGGAAGGUCAAAGCCAGGCCAGGAAGGUCAAAGCCAAGCCAGGAAGGUCAAAGCCAGGCCAGGAAGGUCAAAGCCAAGCCAGGAAGGUCAAAGCCAGGCCAGGAAGGUCAAAGCCAAGUCAGGAAGGUCAAAGCCAGGCCAGGAAGGUCAAAGCCAAACCAGGAAGGUCAAAGCCAAGCCAGGAAGGUCAAAGCCAAACCAGGAAGGUCAAAGCCAAGCCAGGAAGGUCAAAGCCAAGCCAGGAAGGUCAAAGCCAGGCCAGGAAGGUCAAAGCCAAGUCAGGAAGGUCAAAGCCAGGCCAGGAAGGUCAAAGCCAAGCCAGGAAGGUCAAAGUCAGACCAGGAAGGUCAAAGCCAAGCCAGGAAGGUCAAAGCCAAGCCAGGAAGGUCAAAGCCAAGCCAGGAAGGUCAAAGCCAAGCCAGGAAGGUCAAAGCCAAGCCAGGAAGGUCAAAGCCAAGCCAGGAAGGACAAAGCCAAGCCAGGAAGGUCAAAGCCAAGCCAAGAAGGUCAAAGCCAAGCCAGGAAGGUCAAAGCCAGACCAGGAAGGUCAAAGCCAAGCCAGGAAGGUCAAAGCCAAGCCAGGAAGGUCAAAGCCAAGCCAGGAAGGUCAAAGCCAAGCCAGGAAGGUCAAAGCCAAGCCAGGAAGGUCAAAGCCAAGCCAGGAAGGUCAAAGCCAAGCCAGGAAGGACAAAGCCAAGCCAGGAAGGUCAAAGCCAAGCCAAGAAGGUCAAAACCAAGCCAGGAAGGUCAAAGCCAGGCCAGGAAGGUCAAAGCCAGGCCAGGAAGGUCAAAGCCAGGCCAGGAAGGUCAAAGCCAGGCCAGGAAGGUCAAAGCCAAGCCAGGAAGGUCAAAGCCAGGCUUCAUAUACCCAGACACUAG